AUGGGCCUCAGGUUCGCUUCUGCCAUAUGCGUCGCUGCCGCCUCAACUAAAAGGCCUCUCUAUCAUGCACUCUUCAACAUGCGACUCAGUGAUCAAACCCAAACCCUAAUGAAAAUGAACCUGCGAUGGAGGAAGAGAUCUCUGCUGCUCUUGGACAAACUUCUUCUCCGCGUACUCGCCACUGUCACUGAAACCCUUCGCCUCCCCGCCUCCCUCAUUUUCAAAUCAUUUGAGGGGUUUUCAUCAUUCUAUCAGAAGACUGAAGCAAGGCAAUCUCGCUCUCCUUCUGCCAUUGUCAUUGGUGGUGGAUUUGCAGGGAUUGCAGCUGCUCAUGCACUGAAAAAUACAGCUUUUCAGGUUGUGCUUUUAGAAUCUCGGGAUAGAAUUGGUGGUCGAGUUCACACUGACUACUCAUUUGGUUUUCCUGUUGACAUGGGAGCAGCCUGGUUGCAUGGUGUCUGCAACGAGAAUCCAUUGGCAUCUUGGAUUGGAAGACUUGGUCUACCAAUUUAUCGAACUUCUGGUGAUAAUUCUAUCUUGUAUGAUCAUGACUUGGAGAGCUACGCACUCUUUGAUGGUGAUGGACAUCAAGUGCCUCAAGAUCUAGUGGAAAAAGUUGGUAAGGUGUUUGAAACCAUUCUGGAAGAGGCAAGUUCUUUAUUAACCUUAUAUCUGCAGUGCUGA
This is a messenger RNA of Zingiber officinale, 684 nucleotides long. Its product is annotated as polyamine oxidase 3-like. The transcript is spliced from 5 exons. Gene Ontology annotation, cellular component: peroxisome. The coding region runs from base 1 to 684 and encodes 227 amino acids. Gene Ontology annotation, biological process: polyamine catabolic process. Lineage: Eukaryota; Viridiplantae; Streptophyta; Magnoliopsida; Zingiberales; Zingiberaceae. Gene Ontology annotation, molecular function: polyamine oxidase activity. The record is from RefSeq and is a predicted model, not a curated record.